This is a messenger RNA of Numida meleagris (helmeted guineafowl), 2871 nucleotides long. Its product is annotated as olfactory receptor 51M1-like. Gene Ontology annotation, cellular component: membrane. NCBI's taxonomy places the organism in Eukaryota, Metazoa, Chordata, Aves, Galliformes, Numididae. The record is from RefSeq and is a predicted model, not a curated record. Gene Ontology annotation, biological process: G protein-coupled receptor signaling pathway. Gene Ontology annotation, molecular function: G protein-coupled receptor activity; olfactory receptor activity. The transcript has a single exon. Bases 1866 to 2825 code for a protein of 319 amino acids.
ACACAGCAGCUGAUGACGCACAGAAAGAACAACACAACCUUUCCAUUUUUGCUGGUAGCCUGAAGCACGUUUCCAGAUAGACGAUGAAAGUUAGGAAGGUGUUCAAGUCUGAACAUGCAGAUUCGAGCACCUAAAUCUAUAUUUUCAUGUCACAGAUAAUUAUAGCAUCCUGGAAAUCUGGCUGCUAAUUUAGCUAAUUAUUUAGCUGGCAAAGUAAAGUGUGGAGGCACAGAUGUCGGGAGCCUUGUCUGAGACGUGGGGCAGAUGGAAAUGGACUAAUGCUAUUUUUCAUGCAACGUUAAUGAAUUUAGCCACAUGCCCUCCGAUUAAACAAUAUCGUGUUCCUUGUUUGCAUAGGCAGAUGGAGUGUGAGUUCCUUGAGUGCUGAGGGCUGGGAAAUUUUGGCUCCUUCCUCAUCAGCCACUGCAGCCCCUGGUGAGAGCAGCAAACAAGCCAAGCAAGCUAUGUGCAUAGGCUAGAGCAGUGUUUUACACCCUUUUGUUUUACCUGCCACCCCAAAGCAUGCAUAUGCUGUAUUCAAAGUUUAACCUUUUUAAGCUUUUAUGGUUAUGCUUCACAAAGCACUGCAUUUCCCUGAGGCAUCUGUGGGCUGUGGCAUGGGAGCUCUGGGCUGACAGUUCUGCAGAGGAAAUGAGAGCUGGGUUUGAGUAUGCAUUGCUCGAUCUCACCUGUAAGUUUUUGCUGUAAAAAACAUUGCUGCUAAGAAUGAGCUGCUGCACAUAUUAUUAUUGCACCUACUGAUCAAAAUGCCCACUGCUUUGAACAGCUUGAUGAGCUGUCACCAAGAACAACAACAAAAACUGGAAUAGUAAAUCAUCUCUGAAGUGAAGGGAAGUAAUAACGUUCUAAAUUUCAUGUCGCAUUAAUGAAGUUAGACUUACAGGAGUGACCAUGUCCCAUUGCGGGUCAGGACAGACAACUUUCAGUAAUUCCUUCUGUUUCUGUAGCUUGCGAGGACCCUCAUGAAGGAAUUAUGGAAUGAAUUCCAGGCUGGUUUGAGUGAGAAGGGUCCUUAAAGCCCACCCAGCCCAACCCCUCCAUGGGCAUGGACACCUCCCACAGCCCAGUGCUCACAGCCCCCCCCGUGGCCUUGGGCAUGUGAAUACAGGAGUCUAGCCUCGUUGUGCCUGGUGCUGUGUGGGCACAACACAGAGAGAAGAGCAGCCUUUUCUUCUUUUCCUUCAGCUUAUGGGUAGGAUGAGGAUAGCAAAGGGUGCAGCUGGAGGACAGGAGGACAAGGAAGACCGCAUCUGCCAAGAGCCUGGCCAUGGUGAAAGCUCAGCAGCUAGGUGGAGGGCAGUGGUUGCUGCAGACAGGGCAUCCUGCACCAGAUGAAAGGCAGAAAUCUGAAAGUCCAGCACAGAAGCUGAGAGCUGGCUGGGGAUGUGUGCCUCUAAGCAAGGCCAGGCAGAGGGCUGGGGACACGGCCUAGGAGGGAGAACGCCAUGUGGAGAGCCUGAGGGGGAACCUAAUGGAGGUGGGGAUCAUGGCCUGCGUGUCAGGGCAGGAGAGCAAUGUCAUCCAUGGGGACCAGGAGAAGGGGCUGCAGCAGUGCCCUGGGAGGGAUGUAGCCUUGCUGCAAGAGAUAACAUUAUUUUCUAUUGUACAGGUGAGGAGCCUGUGGAAAUGAAGCAGGACCAAGGGCUGAGCUGGCACUGCGCUGUGCUAGUUCCUGCUCUGGUACACCUUCGAGGGGAGCAGAAACGAGACCUUCACAAUGAGCCCUAGACUGUGUCCAGACACUGGUUGGUUUUCAUUGCCCUCAAAAUCUCAUCCUGCAUUACCUUUGAACUGUUCAUGAGAGUGGGGUCUUUACCCAAGGCCGGCCUCAGCCCGGGCUGAGCAUGUACCCCAGGAACAGCAGCCAAGCUCUGCCUUUCCUGCUGGCAGGCCUUCCCGGGAUGGCUCGAUUCCACCACUGGCUGUUCCUCCCUUUCUGUCUCAUCUAUCUGGUUGCAGUGCUGGGAAAUGGCACCAUCCUGCUGGUUGUGAGAGUGCAUCGCCAGCUCCACCAGCCCAUGUACUAUUUGCUUUUGAUGCUGGCCACCACAGACCUGGGCCUGACUCUGUCCACCCUGCCCACCGUGUUGCGCGUCUUCUGGUUGGGUGCCAUGGAAAUCAGCUUCCCCGCCUGCCUCAUCCAGAUGUUCUGCAUCCACGUCUUUUCCUUCAUGGAGUCUUCGGUGCUUCUGGCCAUGGCCUUUGAUCGCUACGUGGCCAUCUGCUGCCCACUGAGGUACUCCUCCAUCCUCACCGGUGCCAGGGUUGCACAGAUUGGACUGGGGAUCAUCUGCCGAUGCACACUGUCGCUUCUCCCAUUAAUCUGCCUCCUGACGUGGCUGCCUUUCUGCAGGUCACAUGUGCUUUCUCACCCCUACUGUCUGCACCAGGAUAUCAUACGGCUGGCGUGCACAGAUGCCACCCUGAACAGCCUGUAUGGCUUAACCUUGGUGCUGGUCGUGCUCCUGGACUCUGUGCUCAUCGCAUUGUCCUACGUCGUGAUCAUUAGGACUGUGCUAGGCAUCACCUCCAGAGAGGAGCAGGCCAAAGCCCUGAACACUUGUGUCUCUCACUUCUGUGCUGUCCUGAUCUUCUACAUCCCUUUGGCUGGCCUGUCCAUUAUACACCGGUACGGGAGGAAUGCUCCACCUAUUAGCCAUGUUGUCAUGGCCAAUGUCUACCUCUUUGUCCCACCUAUAUUGAACCCAAUCCUCUACAGCAUGAAAAGCAAGGCCAUUCGCAAAGGCCUCCUGGGGCUCCUGUGUCAGAGAGCAACCUGGCCUGGCCAUGCCCAGAACAGCUAGAAUCAUAGAAUGGUUUGAAUUGGAAGGGACCCUUAAAGACUGGUCC